This is a messenger RNA of Pseudoliparis swirei, 4478 nucleotides long. Its product is annotated as radixin. The record is from RefSeq and is a predicted model, not a curated record. The coding region runs from base 675 to 2429 and encodes 584 amino acids. NCBI's taxonomy places the organism in Eukaryota, Metazoa, Chordata, Actinopteri, Perciformes, Liparidae. The transcript is spliced from 15 exons. Gene Ontology annotation, biological process: regulation of organelle assembly; positive regulation of protein localization to early endosome; regulation of cell shape. Gene Ontology annotation, cellular component: apical part of cell; filopodium; adherens junction. Gene Ontology annotation, molecular function: actin binding; cell adhesion molecule binding.
GGAGUAGGGGCCAUUUGUAAUGGUCUCGUUUUGGUUUUUGAGCUCCAACAGUGGAUUCAAUGGUCAUUAAUUAAACAAAUUAAGUAACCAGGUGGGAUUCACGUAGGUGCUAAUUUACCACCUCAAUAUUGGCUUACGUAUAACUUAGUGACUGAAAGCGAGUGUCGUUACGCACAAUAUGACUGUUCAAGCAGCUUAUGGUGUCUUAUUGAUCUUUCAUUUGAUAAUGUACCACUUUGAGGUUGUGAUGGUUAUCGAUAACUCACAAUACCUUAAGAACACACCGUCUAGCAUCCAGAUCUGAUUGAUGCGACACGCUCGCUUAACAAAAACUCCCGUUUUCCCGAGAUCAUUUCGGUAUCCGAUGGCGGUUCAACCAAGGUCAUUACCUAACUUGCAGGCUUGUGUUUCAGCGAGUAACCCAGGCUGUGACAUGUAUAGCGUGUAAUGCUGAGUUGCAGGGUGAAAUACAUUUGAAAAUGUCUGCAAAUGUGUGUCAGACCAAUCUUUUAUUUGGAUGAAUUAUAAAUUUACAAUGUCCAUGAGUCGUCACAUGAAGCCUCGAGUGUAAUUUGGUUUUUCUUCUCCACGGUCCUGUGAUCCAGGAGUUCUUGCCGUCCUGUGAAGGAUUCUUUCCUCUUAGCUGUCAGGUGUAAGGAGGAGAGGAAGCGAAGAUGCCGAAACCGAUCAACGUCCGUGUGACCACCAUGGAUGCAGAGCUGGAGUUUGCCAUCCAGCCCAACACAACAGGAAAGCAGCUCUUUGACCAGGUGGUGAAGACGGUGGGACUGCGGGAGGUCUGGUUCUUCGGCCUCCAGUAUGUGGACAGUAAAGGUUACAGUACUUGGCUCAAACUCAAUAAGAAGGUGACUCAGCAGGAUGUGAAGAAGGAGAACCCGCUGCAGUUCAAGUUCAGGGCCAAGUUCUUCCCUGAGGAUGUCUCUGAGGAACUCAUUCAGGAGAUCACCCAGAGACUCUUAUUCCUGCAGGUGAAGGAGGCCAUCUUGAACGAUGAGAACUACUGUCCCCCGGAGACGGCGGUGCUGCUGGCGUCGUACUCGGUCCAGGCCAAGUAUGGCGACUACAACAAAGAUGCCCACAAGCCCGGGUACCUCACCCACGACAGGCUGCUGCCUCAGAGAGUUCUGGAGCAGCACAAGCUGACCAAGGAGCAGUGGGAGGACCGGAUCCAGACCUGGCACGAAGAACACCGAGGAAUGCUCCGAGAGGACUCCAUGAUGGAAUAUCUUAAAAUUGCCCAGGACUUGGAGAUGUACGGCGUCAACUACUUUGAGAUCAAAAACAAGAAGGGCACACAGCUGUGGCUGGGCGUGGACGCCCUUGGCCUCAACAUCUACGAGCACGAAGACAAGUUGACGCCAAAGAUCGGCUUCCCCUGGAGUGAGAUUCGAAACAUCUCUUUCAACGACAAAAAGUUUGUCAUCAAGCCUAUCGACAAGAAGGCGCCUGACUUUGUGUUCUACGCCCCUCGGCUGCGCAUCAACAAGCGCAUCUUGGCGUUGUGUAUGGGUAACCACGAGUUGUACAUGAGGAGGAGGAAGCCCGACACCAUCGAGGUGCAGCAGAUGAAGGCUCAGGCCCGGGAGGAGAAGCACCACAAACAGAUGGAGAGGGCUCAGCUGGAGAAUGAGAAGAAGAAGCGAGAGCACGCAGAGAAAGAGAAGGAGAGGAUAGAGCACGAGAAGGACGAGCUCAUGGAGCAGCUGACGCAGAUCGAAGAGCAGACGAUGAGGGCUCAGAAAGAGCUGGAGGAACAGACCCGCCGGGCCCUGGGCCUGGAGCAAGAGAGGAGGAGAGCGAGGGAGGAGGCCGAGAGGCUGGAGAGAGAUCGCCAGUCGGCCGAGGAGGCCAAGGCGGAGCUGGCCAGACAGGCUGCCGACCAGCAGAAGACCCAGGAACAACUGGCUGCCGAGCUGGCCGAGUUCACAGCCAAGAUCGCUCUGCUGGAAGAAGCCAAGAGGAAGAAGGACGACGAGGCCACCGAGUGGCAGUACAGGGCCCUGUCGGCCCAGGAGGACCUGGAGAAGACCAAGGAGGAGCUGAAGACCGCCAUGACCGUGGUGUCCGCGCCGCCGGCCGGCAACGUUGAGAACGAGCACGACGACCACGACGAGCAGGAUGAGAACCAUACGGAGGCCAGCGCAGAGCUCUCCUACGAGGGCGUGAGCCAGCUGGACCUCCGCAGUGAAGAGGCGCGCGUCACUGAAGCCCAGAAGAACGAGCGGGUGAAGAAACAGCUGCAGACGUUGAGCUCGGAGUUGGCCGAUGCCAGAGACGAAACCAAGAAGACGCAGAACGACGUGCUGCACGCGGAGAACGUGAAGGCCGGCCGAGACAAAUACAAGACGCUGCGCCAGAUCCGAUCGGGCAACACGAAGCAGCGCAUCGAUGAGUUUGAGUCCAUGUGAGCCCCCCUCAGCUGCUGCUCGGUUUUCACGGACAACAGUUGCUGCCGUCCUCGUAGUCCUACCGAGCCCCCCCCCCCUGCCCCCUCCCCCAACACCCCGAGGCAAUCUUGAGAAAUCAUCUUGUCAAACUUUGCCAAAGUCCCCCCCCCCCCCCCCCACGUCUCCACUCUGCGGAUGUGUCCUUCACAUGGAGCUGCCUGGAUGCCACUCUGCAGAGGUCUGUAGUCCUAAAGCACGGGGGAAAGAAACUGUUCAACCACAACGUGAGCAAUUGGACUUUUGCUUUGCUAUUUUCAGCAAAUAUGGCCAUAGAAAGCUACUUUUUUUUUCUUUCUUUUUUUGCUUUGCUUGACAAUUUGUAUGCAAAGGUUCAGAAUGAUUCUGUCUCCAGUUAAAUAUUACCCGCCUCCUUGUUUUUACUUCCCUCUGCUUUAGUUUGACUCAUUUUUAUGUCUUAUGCCCUUUUUAGUUGUCCGUUGAACACAUUAAGCUCCAACAUAAUAUAGAUAUAUAGAUAAUAUUAUAUAAAAGCCUGGAGUUUGGGAAUAAAUAAGGUCACUGCUUCCAUUCAGCGUCCAGGCACUGCUUAUGUCAAAACAUCUCACAGGCCAGUCUGAUUCUCUGAGCAUGUGAGUCAGCGGAGGUCUUUUCACUCAUCAAUUCAAACUGUUUAUUUGAAUGUUACAUUUAUUAAGUUUAUGUGAAAAGGACAAUGCAGUAUUUAAAACAGUUUAAUUGGCUUGAUAUCGAGAAGAGCAGUCAGUGAAUUGACCCUGGCGGCAGGUUUCGAUGAAGGAAUGUAGCAACGGUCACAAAGGGAACGUGUCUUCACGUGCAGAGCGAUCGGACCGCAUGAGCCACCGAGCUGUGGCCCCGAGUUUAAAAGUGUUAUAAAGAUAAGCUAAUUGGUAGGCGUGUGUGUGCGUGUACCAGUUGCGUCCCCGUGUUUCAUUCCCAGUCACCGCAGAUGGUUUUCUGCCUCCCAACACACGGAUAGACGGAGGAACAGAGAGGGAGGGGUGGCGUGUGCCAGCUGUUGGUCUCUGUCCAGCUGUUUGAGUGCAUCUGCAUAUCCAGAUGUGUCCAGGUGUGGAAGCUGAGCCCCUCUCUGGCUGGGUGAGCUGAUGACAACAUCAGUCCUCUGUCACACCUCUCCCUCAGUAAUGUGAGCUGUGGUGACUGGCAGUCAAACACUCGGGUGCCCCCCCCCCCCCCCUUCCAAAAAACAAAACAGAGGGGGAUGAAGGUCACGUUUCACCGGGUUGCCGUUGCGUGCUCCUGGAAGCAAGUCGGUUGUGUUCAGGAUUUAAGGGUCUAUGUAAAAAAAAUAAUGAAAAGAGCCUUGCUCAGAUGUUUUGGUUCCUUCUCUUUGCGUCCCGAGCGACGAGAGGCGUCUCAGAAGAAGCUCGGGCCUCGUGUGACGGUUCGGUUCCACGGCGGUGGUGGUCUACGGAGGUCAACGGAGGUCUACGGAGGUCUGCCCCCCUGAGUGGUUUAAGAGGCUCUCCUCCUGCCUGCAGAGAGUUUGUGGGACGGAGAGACGUGUGAUACGUAAGAGAAGCGUUGUGUUCUCUCUGUUGGGGUUUCUGCAAAUCUCUCCCGAGUCAAACGGAGGGUCGGCCAAUCUCUCCCCCUCGACUCGUAUGAUGAAUUCUCGUCUUUUGAGCUCCGACAACAAACUGACUCCAUCUUUUGUGGGGUGGAGAAUAUGUUCCAGGGUGCUUUUUUUUUUUCUGAGUGAACAUAAAAGUUGUCCUCUUUUUUUUAAAUAUUAUUAUUUACAAAUGGAUGAAACGUAUUAUGGUAUUUGUUACGCUAUACUUGACAGCUGGUGUAGGUUGAUUUUUUUUUAAUAGCCCGAGUUUUAAAGUCAAAGCACUUGUAUUAAAACUUCUUGUGGACAUCAGACACGGGUCUGACGUCUGGCACCAGCUGUCAUGUUUUGUGUUGUUUCCCCCCCUAUGUUCAUGUUGGUAUUCUUUAAGAUAGAAAGCACAGGUGGAUUGCAGUCCAUUUCAUUGGCUCUCAAAUAAAAGUUUAAAAUUUUGA